This is a messenger RNA of Cicer arietinum (chickpea), 1390 nucleotides long. RefSeq names its product double-stranded RNA-binding protein 1-like. The record is from RefSeq and is a predicted model, not a curated record. NCBI's taxonomy places the organism in Eukaryota, Viridiplantae, Streptophyta, Magnoliopsida, Fabales, Fabaceae.
UAUAGUUGGAGAGAGUAAAAGUGAAAAUGUACAAGACGAAGCUUCAGGAGCUGUGUCACCGGAGACGGUGGGGUUUACCAAAAUACUCCGCCAUGAACGGCGGUCCACUACACAAACCAAGCUAUAAAGCCUCUGUUUUUGUCAAUGGUGUCACCUUUACUUCUUCUGAUACCUUCACUUCCUCUAAAGAAGCUCACAACCAAGCUGCUAUGAAAGCUUUCUUCAACUUUUCCUCUGCUCCAUCGGGCUCUUCAACACCAACACAUCAGAAAAAUGGUUCAAAAGAGGAAAUUAAAGAUGCCAAAUCUCAAGAGAGUCCAGUUCAAGCACAAUCUCCUCCAGUUAUUUUAAAUGAUACGGUUCGAUUAAGCAAAAUCCAGCUGCAAAACUACACUCAAAAGAACAAUCUUGAUCCACCUGUUUUUACAGUUAAAACUAAGAGACCACCUUUUCAAUUUAAGGCCACAGUUGUUAUUGAUGGAAAAUCAUUUGAAAGCUCAACAUUUUUCGACACUGUAAAAGAGGCAGAACAGGCUGCUGCAAAAAUUGCUUUGAUGGAAUUGCCAAUUUCAGUUGACAUCUUUCAGAAGGGUGAAUCUUGUCCAUCCAAGAGUUUACUACUGGAUUUAACACGGAGAGAAGGUUUUUCCAAACCAACAUAUAAAACUACAGAGCUUGGUUCUUCUCAUAUGACAACCUUUUUCUCAACUGUGGAAGUAGAAGGUGUGGAAUUUCAUGGAAAGGCAUCUAAAUCCAAGAAACAGGCAGAACAAGAUGCUGCAAAGAUUGCUUACAUUGCCUUAAAAGAGUGUGGACUUCGAAUGUAUGCUGCUUUUUCUUCCUCAAUCAAAGAAAAUCAAGCAGUACAAUCAAUUCAUGAACCAGACAUCAUUAAAUCAAAGAAAAAUAUCCACCCUGAAGAUGAAGUUUUGGAUGAGGUGAUAAUAUCUAGUGAUGUCAAAGUUAACAAUGGCAUGUCAAGUGAAUCUGAGCCACCUAAGAAAAAAAUGAAUAUGUGCAACAUGAACUAUUUAUCUUCACGCAAAUCAUAUCCACUUUCACAUACUGAUUUUCCCUGUGCAUCAAUUUCUGAGUCUCGGAUCUGCUGUUGCUGCUGCUCCCCUGGACUCUCCAACACAAAGACUCUCAAUACAAUGCUUUGUAACAAGUUAAAGGUUCAUACAAGCUUCCCAAAUAUUGUGUUCCAUGAGGGGAUUACAGUUCUUCCUAUUGAUGACAACAAAUGGGUUGCGGUAAAUUUCUAAAUGAAAAAGACCUUUGAUUCAUGUGACAAGUUUCAUAUAUGACUUUGCUUUCAAGUAUUAGAAACAUUAUGUUAAUUUCUACGUGAUUUGUCUUCUAGUUAUAUGAUCUUUUUUCCUAAAAGCAA